GGGAAGGGGAGGGGAAGAGGGGGCGCUGGCAUCGGACAGUCGGUGUCGCGCCAGGCCCCCGCUAGCGGCUAGCCAAGCAAGCAGCAAGCAGUCGCAAUCCCGUCGCCUAACCAGCAUUGCUCGCCUUACCUUUUCACCCUCUUACAAAAUCGCAUUCGAGGCUUCCGUCAGCUGCAUAUAUUUGCCCCAUUUCAUCAACCGGUCCCUCCGACGUCGUCCGUCGUUGCACGUCGUCGCCAUUGCCGCCGCCACCGCCGCCGUUGCCGCUGCUGCUACUGCCGUCGUCAUCGUCGAACACGCAGUACGUCGUCGUUAUUGCUCUCGCAAUCGUCGUUUAGUCGCGCGUGGUUUCUUAGCAGCGGCCGUACUGAAGGGAAAAGCGCGAGCGAAUAUAUAAAAAAUAUACGGAAUUCUUUUGUGAUCGAGUAAGCCGAUUAUGAGUUGGAACAGUGCAGCAGUUCACAGCAAGCACGCAUCAUCCGGGCCAACGUUGUUCAAGUGAGAAAACAAGUUUUCGUGGUUUUUGGUGUCGCGAGAUCCGGCUGAUCGACCGGAACUGUAUGGUGAGAGUAGUAAAACGGAAAGUACCUUUUUCGCCGUUUCUUCUAUCUUUAGUGAGGAAGAGAGCAAGUGCAGCGUCCUUAAAAGCUAUUAAAUUCGCAGAUCGUAUGUUACACGUUCAAAGGACAAGCCGUGUCAUUGUUGAUAUAAGUGCUAACAAAUAAGAUAUAUAUAUAUACAUAUAUAUACAUAUCUUAUAUAUAUAUAUGUAUCUACUAUUGGUGUGUUGUUCGUUACCACAGUGAGAAGUUGUAAACUUCAGAAGAACCAACGAGAAGGCUCGCCGACCGCCUAACCUGUCACGGUGACCGACAUCACGGCGAGAUCGCGGCUGAUACCUCCGCGUGUUCCGGCGCAAGAACAGCAGAAUCCGGAGUUCGACCGCGGGAGGAACCAGGAGUGCGCCGAAUAAAUGACGUAAAUCCGAGGAACGGAAACGCAACGUGACUUGCUAACUCGCAACCCCCCUUCCCCCUACCGAACCUCCCCCAUUCUGUCUUUCUCUUUUACCGUUUCCACGUUUCUCCUAUCCCACCCCCCUUCCCUUUGCCCGAUCCAGCACACUACCACGGCCCGACCCUUCCAUCGCAUACGAUCUCCACGAUCCGACACACAACUGGACCCCUGACCCCCUGCCUCUUUACCCGCUUUGUCGCCUACCGCCUUCUUUCGUGCUUACUCUCAAAUCUGCUCCAACCUUCGAGUCUUCUUCUCCCUCCGUUUCUUUCCAACGUUUCGCUCCGACGUUCUCCUCCGAUCCACCGUUCCUCAGCGGUAUCACGUCACCGUUGCUCCUUAUCUCACCCCCUUAUCUCGCCCCCUUCUCCAAGAAGCGCAACCGUGGCUAAGGUGAUCUUUCCGAAAAAUUCGAGAGCUCCGUUUUCUCUUACGGCCUACUACUACUACUACUAGUACUACUACUAUUACUACUACUACCUCCUUGGAGUCGUCCUUCCUCGUCCAAGUAGACUACACACAAGACACGCGUUAGCUUCAGAACCGGCUUGAAGGACACCACGACCGGCUUUUUGACACACACACACCUUUCUCUCUUUAUAUAUAUAUAUAUAUACAUAUUAUAUAUAUAUAUUAUAUUAUAUUAUAUAUAUAUAUAUAUAUCUGUGCAACAAAACUCGAAUGCAGCAACAAUCAGCCUAUAUACUCGAUAAAGAACAAAAUCAACGCGUUCCUAGAGAGCAUACACUCGUUGGUCGACGUUUAUAGCUUCUCGAAGGCUUUCAAGCUUUGCCCAAACUACUACUACUACUUGCUCUAGUUGCUAAAGCGCCCUCCAAAGCUCUCCGAGUGCAUCGUGCGAAGAUAAAAGGAAGAUCGAAGCAAGUCGAAUAUCGGUAGGAAGAAUCGAAAAAAGGAGAGAGGAUCUUUCGUGCGCUAGCUUGUCUCUAGAGGCAAAGCAGGUCGACCGUGGCAGAAGCUCGACGCAAAACGCCUAAAAACGCAGAAGCCAGAGCGCCUAAUCGCUGACAAUAUACACGCAUAAAUAUCACCUCUUCUACUUCACUUUCUUUCACACUGUGAGAAUAUCUUCCUCCGUCAACUUUCCUCGAGUAGAAGGGUGCAACGCGUUCCUAUUCCAGCCCACCGUUUCUACGUGAAUCAUCGAAAGGGUCGAGACGCGACAAUCAACGUACACGUCUACCAAACUAGCUGGAAUUACAAAGUCUCUCGAAAGAAAGAAAAAGGAACGGAAACAGCUCUCUUUCUCUUUUACACCGCCUGGCAAGCACGGAGCUAACCGAAACUCGGUCUCUGCGUUACGACGACUGAACGUACCGCGAUCGAUAACAACCGUGUUUGAUAAAGAGCAGCAAGGCGAUAACGGUGUGUGCGUGUGUGUGUGCGUGUGUGUGAUCAUCGGCGGUCUAAAUAUAGUUUAGAAUUUCUCGUAGAACUGGCGCUGACAAUCGCAAGCCUUUUACGCUACGCACGGUGUUCGAUAAUACGCGACAACGAAUCAUAGGCAAUUAAAACAGAGGAAAAGAAAUCGAGAAAUUCGGAAAAGGAAAGGAUAAUCGAGAAGAAACGUGUAACGACGGGUUAAUUCGCGCUCAAACACACGGAUAAAGUAAAAUCUUCGUUACGUCGUCCGGUUUCCGCGAGUUUUGUAAUCGUGAUUCAUCUACAAGGAAGAUCGUCCGAGCUCUUGGAAGAUCAUCGACUCGUCACAGGACUCGUUCAUGGGACAAUAAGAUCGCACCCUACUGAAAGAAACACUUCUUGCGUAAGAUUAGCCGGUGCGAGUGAACAAGAUUAAAGAGUCGAGGCUACGUGGAAGAGCAGCAUACGGACAGCCACGGUUUACGGAGGAAGGAGGAUAAACUAGAGUCGGUAGAAAAAACCAGACUUUGUGUUAGUCCCUGCCUAAAGAAAGGAGUCCCGCGAUCUUCCAGGGCCAGAAAUUAUGGCAAUGGUCAACAUGAAUAACCUACUGAACGGCAAGGACUCUCGAUGGCUUCAGCUAGAGGUUUGCAGGGAGUUCCAGCGCAACAAGUGUACCAGGCCUGACACGGAGUGCAAGUUCGCCCAUCCACCAGCUAACGUCGAGGUGCAGAACGGACGGGUCACUGCUUGCUACGACAGUAUCAAGGGCCGAUGUAAUCGCGAAAAACCGCCGUGCAAAUAUUUCCAUCCACCGCAGCACCUGAAGGACCAGCUUUUGAUAAACGGGCGUAAUCAUUUAGCUCUGAAGAAUGCGCUCAUGCAGCAGAUGGGCCUUACACCGGCCCAACCAUUAGUGCCUGGUCAGGUACCAGCAGUGGAGGCACCGGCACCUCCGGCACCACACCAUCACCUUCAACAGCAAAUCCAGCAGCAACUUCUCGCUACCCACGCCUUUAUGGCGACGAAUCCGUACCUGACUGGUAUGCCUCAAGUUGGCAACACGUACAGCCCGUAUUUUGCGCCUAGUCCGAUCAUGCCAGCGAUCAUGGGCCCGGCGGAUCCAACAGGAGUCGGAAGCCCAUUAGGCGUGGUGCCGCAGACGGUGGCGAUGCCGCAGAAGAUGCCACGUACCGACCGCCUCGAGGUAUGUCGCGAGUUUCAACGCGGGGCGUGCAAACGCGGCGAGACGGAGUGCCGGUUUGCGCACCCCCUCGAGACGGUGCAGGCGAACGAGGACGGCUCUGUGACGGUCUGCAUGGACGCUGUCAAGGGCCGAUGCAAUCGGGACCCCUGCCGCUAUUUCCACCCCCCUCUGCACCUUCAAGCCCACAUUAAGGCCGCACAAUCUCGGGCUAGCAUUGCGACGGCGACUAUGCCGACGAACGUUGCGGGAAUGGGCGCGUUGGCUGGCGGAGUGUCAGGAGUGCCGGCAACUGCGGUUCCCGGAGGACUUCAGAGCGCCAGUAUAGCAAGCAUCGAACUCGGCAAGAAGCGGAUGCGCGACUCCAAUGAUGAUCUGCUAAUGAUGGACAUGAAGUCUGUCGGAUCGUUCUACUACGAGAACUUUGCCUUCCCAGGAAUGGUUCCGUAUAAACGACCGGCGGGCGACAAGUCCGGCAUGCCGGUCUAUCAGCCAACCGGCGCGACGACCUAUCAACAGUUAAUGCAGCUGCAGCAGCCGUUCGUGCCUGUGUCAUGUGAGUACACUGGAACACCACCCCUACCCACUCAAACCUCUAACCAAUCGGUCGUGCAACCCCCGAACGUGCAAAGCAACCACCACGCGGUGGUGGUUCAGUCCUCCUCCUCCUCUCAGGGAACCAGUGGCGCCACAGUGAAUAACUGCGCCGACGCCAACAAUGGCGUGCUGAUGGAUCCCUGCAACAAUCCACCGCCACCACCUCCAACCGCCGACAAUAACAGUAACAAUAGUAGCGGCAAUAACAAGCAGCCGAAUGCGACGCAGAAUCACGACGCGUCAGAAAACGCGCAUAACUCCCCCGAAUUGAAUCACGCGAGUCCCUCGACGAUUUCGCAACAACAACAACAACAACAACAGCAACAGCAGCAACACCAACAACACCAACAGGCGCAGCAUCAACAGCAACAAGCUCAGCAGCAACACCAGCAGCAGCAGCACCAGCACCAGCAACACCAGCAACAUCAAUUACAACAGCAGCAACAACAGAUACAGAACCAAUUGGCAUUGUCAGCUGCUUCCGUGCAGCCCGCGAUGAGUCCAUUGACUUCAGUCGCUGGUCUGAGCUCGAUGCCAGGCGUGGUUAACAUGGCCUCCAUGGCCUCCAUGACGAACGUACCAUCGGUCACGAAUAUGGUAUCGAUGUCCAACUACAAUGCCUCGAACGUGGCUGGGUUGAACAUGCUCAACAGCCUCGGCAUGGCUUCCGGAUUGCCUACGCACCUUGAUCCUGCCGCUCUCGCGAAAGAGGUCGCCCAGAAGAAUUACGCGAAAGCCAUUAAGCUGUCUCAGGCGUCGCAAUCUUACGGUAUUAAUCAGCUUACCGCCCUGAAUUAUACCGGUGUAGCUUUGAACAAACAAGCUCUGGUGAAUCCAGCCGCGGCAGCUGGAAGCGCAGGGGUCGCCGGAUUACCGGCGACAACGGCGACACCUAGGCCGGUGAUUCCGAACCUAGCGGGGAUUCCCGGCGCCUUGGCCUCUCCGCUUUCCGCUGGAAUUUUGGCCUACUCGAGACCACCCACCGGCGCUCCUAUCAAUCCUUACUCGUUGAUGAGGCAACAGAUCUUGCCAAAUCCUUACGUUCAAGCCUCGAUACCUGGGGUUCCUGGCGCUGCGGCCGCGGUCCAAGGUAAUCCUUACGUCCAAAAUCCCUACACGGUUCUACCGGGUGUCGCCAGCAUGCCUGGAGUCGCGGCUGGCGUCGCGGCGGCUGGUGUACCGGGUGUCCCACAGAUACCGCAGAUUCCAAAUCCGGCGACGAUCGCGGCGCAACCACAGGUUGCUAUUCCAGUCAGCUCGGGCGUGAUCAUGCAGCCGUACAAAAAGAUGAAGACCUCGUAAAUGAAUUUCGUCGGACGAUUGGAGAGGAGGCAACAUGUUUCUUCCUCUUCCACGUCUACGAACGUUAUGGUUCCUUCUUCUGGGUCCUCUGCGUCCUCUCUUUCGAAUGGGAACGCCGCGUGCCGACUCUUUCGGAUCUUCUUCGUGGUCCGGCGAUCUUCGAGAUAUCAGGGCCGAGGAGUUUUUUCGUGUGUGUUAAUUUUUAUUCGUUUGACGUAGCUUCGUAGAGUGAGUCGUAGAAUAUGGAAUUGGAUAUCGAAGAUUAGAUCAACGUUGCUGACCUAUUUUUUCAUUUACCGCGAAGGAUAAAUACGGAGUUUAGCUAGAUAUAAAUGUGUGUCGUUGUAGCGUACAAGGAAUUGAAUAUGUAAGGUGAACGCGACCGUUCCUGUUGAUGAAAGAGAGAAUAUACAGCGAGCGGAUGCGAAACGAGAAAUGAAACGUCGAAAUAAGGGAUGAGAAACGCGUAACAAAGAAAUAAACAAACAAACAAGAGUUCCGAAAAAUGUAGAUUCACUUUCUAGUCAGACAUUGUCGGUGAACAGUGCCUUAUCGACUCUAUUCCACUUGGAGCGUUUCGUAGAUAUGUGUAACGCUUACACGUGACGAAUAGAAAAUAACGACGCGAGAACUUUUGACGAAUACGAUUCAAUCUUUUUUCAUUUCUAACCCGUUUCGUUGUGGCGAAAGUAGCAAUGCCGAAACGUCCACGCACGGCGGUUCGAUUUGAUCGUUUCGCGUUUUAUUUUCCCCAUUCUUAUCUAUUAUUUUCUGUCUUGAAUAGAGCGACUCUACACGAAGACUUGCCAAUUGCACGAGCCAUCGGAAUAAGUUUUUAAUCGCGACUAUCGCUUCUUCUUAUUCCUCAUUUUUAUUUUCUUUUUUUUUUAAACACGCUCUAGCUGUAUACCAUUAAACGUAUAACGUUUCUUUAUUUCCUUUGUUUGUAGUUCCGAGAGGAGGAAAAAUGCGAGUGAUUUUACUGUUGUAGCGUACGUUAUUUGGUACGAUAAAUACUAGGAGUGAGACGAAAAAUUUGUUGAAAUUUAUACCGCGUGACACCACGUAACCCUUUGUUUUCUUUUGUUCAGAAUAUUGUUUCGUUUGUUAUGACCUAUCGAAGAAAGAAUAUCGUUCCUUCGUCAGAUCAUCAGAUUGAUUAUUGUAUUCUAUAUAUAUAUAGGUGUUUGUUCUAUAUUACGUAUAUAAUAUAUUCUAUAUAUUUUUUAUUUUCUACGUGAAGAUGGACGGAAGCGAUGCUCGGCCUAAGUCACGUUACGCGGGUACACGAAACUUGCCUUUUUAAGUCAUAGAAUAUUGUUAAUCCCGUUGUAAUCUUUUCGGUUGGCCUGUUGAAGCCAUUCCGAGUCGAUUACCGAUUAAUAUUAAUUUAAUUGCUUACGUGUUAUUAAAAGUACUGCAGUCCUACGUGAAAUAUUUACAGAGGCACCAGAAUUCGCGUACGCUGUAGCACAAAACUAUUCGGACAUUUGUUCUUUCUUAGUAAAAGUAACGUGCAAUAAUAAGAAAUUAUUUCCGGAUUGUUUAAUUCCUGAGCUGUGAGUUAGAGAAGAAAAAGUUUUAAAAUCAGAAUAUUUGACAAUUUAUGAGUUGUUGUAUUAACGCGUCUUGUUAUUAAUUUUAGUCUCAUAAGAUAAAUUUAGAAUCUGUCAGCUACCAGGAAAUUUAUAAUUUUAGCCACGUAUAUUUUCAAUAUUUGACGCGGCAACGAACAGAGCUUUUACCUUUGAGGCGAAAGUGUCUGAAUACGUAAAUCUAUCAAGCACGUAAGAAAAGAAAACGCUUGAAAAUCGCAGAUUUAACGGGAACUCACCGUGAACGAUGACACGCAUAAGUCGUAACAUUCGUUAUCACGAAUGUAGCCUAGCGUCAGAAAUAUGGUUGCCACUACGAAUAUUUCGCGUUAGUCUGCGUUCAAUCCUUUGUAGUCGAAGUCUGUGGAAUUUUAUUCGCUAUAUAUUGUUCGUUUAUCGUUUCUCAGAUUUUUAUUAUUUUUAAUUAUUUAUCAUAGGUUACUCUUAAAGAAACGGAGAGGCGGAGCGGAAAAGAAGGAAAACAGUGAGACAAAGAGAAACGAAUUUUCAUUCUUUACGAAUCUUACAUUUACUUUAGUAAGGAUAAUCGUACUUUUUCAGCAUCGUUUCGCCUUGAUAAUUAAAUCGAAUAACGCCGAUCAUUGAUACUUGAGACUGGUGUCAUCGGAAUUGUCACUGAAAUUUCUACCGAUCCGAACUCCGCCCUUUCCACUUAGUUUUAGAAAUUAAUUGCAACUAUUAUACUAACGUAUGUUUCCUAGAAACACCUUGCACAUCGAUGAGAUUGAAGCAGAAACGCCGUCGUGUUUCGGGCGAUACUUUUAAACGAUUAACGUACGUGCAUAGAUUUUAGCAAACAGACUUCGUCCUGUCUCAUUUUAUCUAGCGCUAUGAUUAUACACACACAGACACACACGCGCGCGCGCGCGCGCGCACGUACACACACCCACACACACACACACAUACACAUACACAUAUAUAUAUUUAUCUAUUAGUAUAUAACUGCGUGCGAAACACCUGAAGACAGUCUGUGCUGUCUUUUACGUAUUCAAUUCGGGGGAGUAUAAUUUGCAUACAGUGAACCUCGUCAAUUGCAACUCACGAGCUUAUGCAUUUAGCCGAGAGGGAAAAUGAAAAACGGAAAAGAAAAUAAACCGAUCGUAAGGAAAACACAAAAAGAGCGUAACGCGGAGUGAUACGAUAGAGUUAACGAAUGAUUAAGAGAAAAUCGAUUAAAAUACGAAAAAAAAAGGGAAAAAUAACAGAAAAAGACAUGCAUUUACGCGAUUAGAGGAUACGAAUAGAAAAAAAAAAAAAAAAAACAGAAACGAAACCACGCAUUAAGGAAAAGGCUGAAUUCGAGAGAAAAGAAGAUACAGAGAGGAAGAUGAGAGGAGGCUCUCGAUAAUUAUUGUAAGGAAGAAAAGAACAAAACAAAAAGAAAACACUUACACAAAAGAGAAACGUAUAUGAAACGAGUUCACAUGCGCAUUAAUGGUACACGACCGCACAAAAACGUUCAACAGAUACACGCGAGUAAUCGUCAAGAGACAAAGAAAUAUAUACAUUAUAUAUCUAUACAUGCAUACGCGUUAAAUAUAAUUAGCAUACAUAUAUACAUAUACGAUAUAUAUUUGCGCACUUCUUAUCGAACAGUAAUUAAUUCGAGUACAUGAAAGAGAAAGAUGACCGAAAAUGCGGUUAUGUUACGCGAAAAAGAAAGGAAAUAUCGCCCGCCGAUGAGUAAAAAAGAAAGGGUGACAGAGAUUUUCUCUGUCUUGCGUAUUCGCACUCGUGUCUACCAGUGAUUUGAAAGUUCGUUUAGUCGAAGUAGCGAUUACGAUGAUUACAAUGAUGAUGAUAAUGAUGACGAUGAUACGAUAAUAACUAACGAUGAAAAAAGAAAUAUAUAUAAAUAUACGUAUAUUAUAUUUAAACAUAUUGUAGAUCUAUAUAUGUGUGUAAAUAAUAAUUUUCUCUACGUACGAAGGAAUAAACAAGAGUAUAUUGUAUGUAUAGAUAUUCAUAUAUGUAUUGUAUAUAAGUACAUACAUAUUAAAAUAUUCACUGGCAUAUACAGUGAAGAGGAGAAAGAGGUUAAAGAAUCAGAUAAGAGUAGCCGUGGAGUACGUGGUACUAUGUGAUGGCGAUUAUUUAAACAAAAUUUCAAUUAGUAUUUUUGUAACCAGGAAUUAGUUUUCUUUAAUCCGUACACCAUUGAUAAUUGUCAAAUGAACUGUAAAAAAACAUUUUGUUAUUCUUAUUUUGUUAAAAGUUUAAAAAGAAAGUAGGAAGUUGUCGAGUAUCUCGAAGAGGAAAUUCUCGAACGCGUGUUCUCGUUUCCUCCCGGUUCCUUUCGUUUUGGCCGCGAAAUUUGAAGGCAAUUUUUCUGCUGCGAUUGAAAUAGAGUAUACUAUAUACAUACUUACAGAGACACAUAUGUACACACAGAACAUAUGCACAGAAUGUGCGCGCAAAAUACGACACGCACAAAACGUCGAGACGAUUCGUGGUCGAUUUUUACGGUAUCCUCCCAUUGCGGGAGCAACAUUGUUCAGGAAACACGGUCUUCCAUAGCGACAGAGUGUAAACGCGGUUAUUUUGUAUUGACGGACGAAGCAUAGACGAAGCGAUUGUCGUUAUUUUCGCGGCCAGAAGCGAAGAAACUCUGGAAGAAAGCAAAAUGAUAAUUCGUUGUGAUGGUACUUUUUUGAUGUACAUAUAACGCUGACAAAUACGUAUUCGCAGAGGACACGCGACAUGUAUACACGUACUCUGGCAUACACCUUGCCAUUUACAUCUUUACACACACAUACGCAUACACGUACACACGCACACGCACACAGAUAUAGAUGCAGGGUGUAUCUCGUAAAUAUCCCAAUUAGUACGUAGACGUAGAAAACUUUAUAGCGAGCAAAUCAAAAACCGCACUGGAAAAUUUGAAACUAAAGAAUUGUCAUGUAAUACUUUGUUUUUUUUUAAUACAUCAGACUACUUGUUUGUCUUAUCGAGAGAAACUAUUUUCUUGCUAAAAGAUUCUAAAACACGAUAGUUGAAAUAUAAAGACUUUCACACGACAUAUUGUAUCUUGCUGUAGCUACGCCAAGCCGAAUAUUUUCGUGCUAGUACCGUUAGAUACACCCUGUAUACAGAGAUACUCAAAUAACGUAUCGAUAAACACGGUUCGUGAACGAAUUCGAACGGCCUCGAAAAUGCCUCGCACAGAGGUUGCGCAUAAGUAUUGUAGGCGUAUUUCCGGUUUCUAACGAGUCACGCACAUGAACCGACAACUCUAGGGUUCCUCAACUCGCUGUUCACACUUGUACGUACACACCGAGAGGGUGGCUGGAUUUUUCCUAGAUCCUCAGCGAAAUUCUGGAACUGCAUCUUUCUGCGUAUCGGUGUAGAAAUUUCAAUAGUUUCGAAAUAUUCGAUAAUAAUUUUACAAAUCUUUUUCCUUCGUUUGUUUUCUUGCUUUUUCGAUACUUGUUCGAUUCGAGUCAACUUUUAACGGACAAUCAUCGAUGAAAGAAUACGCAGUGCCAAACUUUCCACGAGGUGUCGAUCGAAAAACAGCGCAAGUGCCUUCCCCUUGCACUCGUACACCGUUGCACACAAACGACACACGUGUACUAGAGUAUACAAGAGUAAACUCGAGAAAAACACAUUAAAAAAGCAUUCAACGUCUAAUAUACAUAUAUGAUACUUACAUGAUAUAUAAUAAUUAUAUUUAUAUUAAAUACGAACGUAAGCAUACCUAUCGAUUAAUGUUGCAUCUGCAUAGAUAUCGUGCAACGAAAAAACGUGGUCGGUAUAUGUCGCAAGAUAAUCGACCAUCGUUGCUAAGGUGGUAACCAUAUUAUAUUACGAACUAUGCCGAUCUAUUAUACAUAUAUACAUAUUAUACAUAUAAAAUGUGAAUUAAGGAUUAUAAACGAUAUAAGAAAGAAAUCCACGUUUCACGGCGUACUACAUACAGAUAGUAUUUAUUAUCAUGUACCGUUUUGUCUCUGAUGUUUUCAAUUAUACUUGUACGUUAUUUCAUGCACGCCACGUCGAAAAAUCGAAUGUCGAAAUAGUCGUGUAUGCAAUCGUCUGAAACGACGUCGGAGGAACGGAUCACAGUCUUUGACGCUAUUAACGUUAUACCAGCGACAACCUCGGGGACGUAGAGAGAAUGCAGAAAGAAAGAACGUAGAAUGUCGACGAACGAGAAAGAUGCGAUUUAACGAUUGUAAACGGAUUCGAAGGAUUUCUUGACCAUUUGUAUGCGUGUUGGUGUUCACCAAGUCACACGUGAUUAUGAUAUACAUAUACAUAUACAUACACAUAUACAUACACAUGGACACGUAGGUUCGCGUUGCACGAUAUCGUCACGUCCAUGAAAGCGAAACGAUAAUGAUAACCGCGAGACGAGAAAAUUCGUCCUAUGAGAAUAGAGGAGAGAAAAAGGAAAAAAAGAAAAGAACGACACGUCAUUCAUUUUCCAAUGUCGAGGAAUCGAAUUAACGGUUAUCGAUGGAUUAACUACGUUACACGUACAUACCAUAGAAUACGAUAAUACGAGUAUAUGAUAUAGCCGCGUGUAGCCUGCGUCGUCGACUCACAGAUAAACAGCAGAAAAAGAAUAUACACGUUUAAGAAUCGAGAGAAAAUAAGGGAUAGUAAGGAAAGAGAUAGUGUUAGGUAGAAAACAAUUUAAUACGAGAAGGAAAAAAACACGAAAUUUUAAGAGAACGAAUGAAAAUGAAACGAUGAUGCAAAUGAGUCUUCGAGGUCCCGAAUGCGUUUUUGCGCGUGCACGCUCACGGGGUUUGUCAAGGAGUCAGCCAGUAUUUGUAAUAAUAAUGCUUGAGAAAUGCAUGAAUAUUUGUUUUA
Bombus terrestris (buff-tailed bumblebee) is the source of this 11937-nucleotide messenger RNA. Its product is annotated as DNA N6-methyl adenine demethylase. Gene Ontology annotation, molecular function: metal ion binding. The record is from RefSeq and is a predicted model, not a curated record. The transcript is spliced from 10 exons. NCBI's taxonomy places the organism in Eukaryota, Metazoa, Arthropoda, Insecta, Hymenoptera, Apidae. The coding region runs from base 2984 to 5503 and encodes 839 amino acids.